AUGUUGCAUCUGGUGAUGAUACCUUACAGUAAGCCGAGGGGUAUGGGAGCUGGACGCAAGCUGAAACAGCGUAGGACCAAGCAGAGAUGGGCAGACAAAGAGUACAAGAAGUCUCACCUUGGAAAUAAAUGGAAGAAGCCUUUUGCUAACACUUCUCACGCUAAAGGAAUCGUCCUUGAGAAAAUCGGUAUCGAGGCCAAGCAGCCUAACUCUUCUAUCCGUAAGUGUGCUAGAGUGCAGCUCAUCAAGAAUGGAAAGAAGAUUGCCGCUUUUGUUCCCAACGAUGGUUGCUUGAACUACGUUGAGGAAAAUGACGAGGUCUUGGUUGCUGGAUUUGGUCGAAAGGGUCAUGCUGUGGGAGACAUUCCCGGAGUUAGGGUCAAGGUCGUCAAGGUUUCCGGUGUUUCCCUCACUUCUCUCUUCAAGGAGAAGAAGGAGAAGCCAAGGUCUUAA
Molecule: messenger RNA, 453 nt
Organism: Arabis nemorensis
Lineage: Eukaryota; Viridiplantae; Streptophyta; Magnoliopsida; Brassicales; Brassicaceae
Source: the annotation of a GenBank genome assembly